Mizuhopecten yessoensis (Yesso scallop) is the source of this 705-nucleotide messenger RNA. RefSeq lists its product as uncharacterized. The record is from RefSeq and is a predicted model, not a curated record. Lineage: Eukaryota; Metazoa; Mollusca; Bivalvia; Pectinida; Pectinidae. Bases 126 to 629 code for a protein of 167 amino acids. The transcript has 7 exons.
GAUAGCACGAGGGUAUAAAUAGGCAGAAUCCAGCGACAAUCGCCCCAGUUCUGUUUCGAUCUCGGCGUGUUUACAGCAGUGACAGAUCUCCUGAUGCGAUUAGAAAAAGACUCAAACGUGCAGGAAUGCAACAACGAAAGGGAAAUACUGAUCACACUACGAUUGAAGUGACGCACAUUAUUCAGACUUUUUUACCUGAUUUGCCAAGCACUUUUGGUUACAGGCAAAUGUCCUGUUUAUUACGACCAAAGAGAGUCAACGUUCCAAGAUACGAUAAGCUGAAACCCUACGGAUUUCCUAUACAUGGAUGUAUUGAUGGGUUUUCCAGAAAAAUAAUCUGGCUGAAGAUUGGUCCAACUAACAAUGACCCGGUGGUUGUUGCAUUUAAUUUUGCACAAUGCGUUGACGAAUUGAAAGGUUGUCCUAUGGUUCUUCAGUCUGACCCUGGAACAGAAAAUUGCGUUAUGGGUUCUCUUCAGUACCUGUUCAGACAUAUUUCACACGAUACAUUUUCCAGAAUACGCAGUUACCGUGUCGUACGAUCAAUCUUCAAUCAGGUACUGCAUAAGGUAUUGUUUGAUGCCAGUCCUACAGUUGGACUUAGAUCGCUUAAUGGAUCGAUGGAAUAACCACUAUAUUGCGCACAGCAGGCAAGCAGCUUGCCCAGGUGGGAGACCAACAGUUCUGUAUAGGCUUCCUGAGGUA